GAACGUUGGCUGAAAAGCAUUACCGUUUCCUUAUUGUUUGCUCUCGCCACGAAGCCAAAGCAGCAGAGGAGCCAGCCAGCCACCGCUGACCCGAGGGCACCGCCGCCCUCCUCCGUGCGCCGGUAGCCACUCGCCAGAGGGAGAGAAGGGGAGGAAGAGCGGCCGCAUCGGAUGGGGGUCCUGGGAGACCGCUCGGGGUGGUGCUUCUGCUCCGGCGGCGGGGCCAAGCUGGAGCGGAUCAAGUCCACGCUGCUCGCCACGAAGGGUCCCGCGCUCGCGGCCGUGUCCUUCCCUCGCGGCGGGGAAGGGGCAGGAGGAGGAGGUGGAGGAGGAGGAGGAGGGGGGAAGCGCGGGGGAGGGUUCCUCAUCCACCGCGCCCUCCUGCUCACCACACACGGGACCGUCCCAUCAGCCGCCGUGGCGGGCGCCGCCGAGGUCCAGCUCAGCCACGGCCGCCUCCUGGCCCGCCUGGUGCCUCAGAGGUUCUUCAUUACUAGCCCCAUUCUGGACCUUACAAUAGUCGGGCUUGAUGUCUUGGAUGAAGGCUCAGAUUCGCACGGGCAACAGCCUCAUUUCCUGAAAACCUGCUUGAACCCCAGUUUGGACCUUGGCAGUACAGUUUUGCUCCUGGGCCACACAAACAGAAGAGAUUUGGCAGUAGGUGAGGGGAAGGUUGUUAUAGCAACUGACAACCUUAUAAAGUUCUCAACUGAUGAAGUCUCAUGGCAUCCUGGAUCUGCUGGUUUUGAUAUGAACGGGAAUCUAGCUUUUAUGGUCUGUGAUCCGAUGAAGCUUGCACCUUCUACACCUACAGGGUAUGCUUCUGCAUCAUCAACUGCGCUCCUUGCAUCAAAGAUGGAUGUGCCAACACAAUUUGGGAUCCCCAUCCCUGCAGUAUGCGAAUGGUUAAAACAGCACUGGAGUGGUAGCUUGGAAGAUGUUAGCAAGCCAAUGAUGCCCCCUGCACGAUUGAUAUCUGCAGCAGGACAACGAAGUGAACCUUCUCUGAGUCAUCUUCAUUAUAUUAAGACCACUGAGCGAGAGGGUGGGGCAUUGUCAUCAUCGCAGAUGCCAGCAAGACCGACACGGCAGCAUGGGUCAUGCAGUUCAGCAUCUGCCAAGAUUUCAUAUGGUGAAAAUGAUUCUGUUAAUUCACACUCCUUUCAAGGCCAACGAGAUCCAGCCUCACAGGUGCCCGGACCUAAGGAGCAACCUGGUUCGGUCAUGGAUAGCUUUCCUCCUGGGCAUCCAAGAUCUAUUUUCUUACCGCUUCCUCUAAAGCAAAUGAUGCCUGUCGAUAAUAAGAUCAAACCGAACUGCUCGGUUUCAGAUGAAUCACGGGUAGGUAAUGCGCGAAUCAACUGCGAUGCUAUGCACAAUGUUGCUUACCAGGAAAACUGCUGGAAUGAGGCGCAGUCAAGUUCUUCACCACCGGCAAUAUCAGAACAAGGAGACAAGAGGGACGGCUUCAGCAGUGGGGAGGAGACAAUGUACUCCGCGGAAACUAUGGAAAGCAGAAACAUUCCGAGUCCAAAGGACAAGAGGCCCCAGAUAGUUGGCCGGUCACAGAGUUUUGCGAACCAUAGCAAAUGGGAUUCACCUAAAAGUGUUGAAUCUUCGAAAGGGCCGCCCUCAAGGUCGCAUACAUUCAUUCCUUUGAGAAAACCACACUUGCAAGCUGCAUCAAUUUCACAGAAAAGCCAGGUUUAUUUUAGCCCCACUGUCUCCUCCAACAUGAAAAAGAGGAACCUUUCUCAGAUUCCCAUGAAACCUCGUCAAAGUGCUCAAGUCACCUCCAAGUGGAUUACCUGAUAGGAUCCCCGUUCCCUCUCUCCAGAUCAUACAAAGAUAUCGCAUCUGUCGGUUUAGUCAGUUCCACUCAACAUCUCCAUUUUGCUGUAGUCGUGUCAUGUAAAUGUAUACUAGCUGUAAACCACGCGCUGAUGAUUCUUUGAGCUUAACAUUAGCUAGCAUAUUCCCAUCUUUUCUAUGCUUACUCUGUAGGGUAAAACCUAAAACGAAUUAUCACCAGAAAUAUAGCCUUCUUGGUUUCAGUCA
This is a messenger RNA of Aegilops tauschii subsp. strangulata, 2058 nucleotides long. RefSeq lists its product as uncharacterized. Lineage: Eukaryota; Viridiplantae; Streptophyta; Magnoliopsida; Poales; Poaceae. The record is from RefSeq and is a predicted model, not a curated record.